Molecule: messenger RNA, 1340 nt
Organism: Dreissena polymorpha
Lineage: Eukaryota; Metazoa; Mollusca; Bivalvia; Myida; Dreissenidae
Product: neuroglobin-like
Exons: 3
Coding region: 76-630 (184 amino acids)
Molecular function (GO): heme binding; oxygen binding
Source: RefSeq, a predicted model, not a curated record
ACUUAUCUACAGACAUCCAAAUGUUUUAAUCCGAAACAUAGCACAUACUCUGCAUAUUUUGGCGUUCACACUGAAAUGGGGAACAAAAUGCACCUUCCGUUCCCCAAUCGUGGUAAACAACUUCAUAAAGUGCUGACGCCCGACCAGAUUCAGCUUGUGCAAGGAUCCUGGGCUCUGAUUAAAGACGACCUGGAAAAACUGGGCCUCAUUGUAUUUUAUAGGUUGUUCGAGACGGAGCCUCAGAUGAAAACUAUGUUCCCCAAGAUCGUCCAGAUCAACCACGAAAAUAAACUGGAGACGAACAUAGACAGAGAGAUGUUGGCAAGGCACGCGGUCACCGUCAUGGAGGGACUGGGUGCCGCCGUGGAGAGUCUCGAUGAUUCCAGGUUUCUAAACGGCGUCCUUGUGUCUAUUGGGCAAACGCACGUGCAUAGGCAGGUUAAACCGCAUAUGCUAAAAAAAUUAUGGCCUUCACUCAGUUACGGGUUACAGCAAGUGCUCAGUGGGAACUACACCAAGUCCGUGGCAGAGGCAUGGAAGCGUGUGUAUGACUAUAUUUGCGUGUAUAUGAAACAUGGGAUGGAAAAUCCGGACAUCGAUCCUGAUAGUAAUAUCGACCUAAGAAGAUAAAUUUCACUUCAUGUUUCUCAAUUUACUUAUUUUCAUCAUUAUUAUCGGCUGUGUAUUUAUUUUGACGAAACCUAUGCGGUUAAAAUAUUUUUCUCAAUCAAUUUACGUUUAAUAUUGUUCAUUUUAUUGCAAAACGGUUAAAUGUUAAAACGGUGCCCACGUUGCUGGAUUCAAAACCGUUAUAAUGAAAACAAUUUCACAUUUAAUACUGGAGAAUGUUUUAGCUGAUAAUUAUGUGAUAAUUGCUGGUGUGAUAAAUAUCAUAUAUGGACCGUGCUCUUUGAAAAGGGAGUUAAAUGCACGUGCGGUUAAUGUCGUCCCUUAUUUUUCUGCGCAGUCCGCAUAGGCUAAUAAGGUCCGACACUUUCUGCCUAAACUGGAUCUUUGCUAACAAGAGACUAUCGUUAAACGAAACAAUACAAUAAAAGCGGAAAGUAUCGUCCCUGAUUAACCUGUGUGGACUGCACUAGCUAAUCUGGGACGGAAUCUUACGCACAUGCAUUUACCCCCUUUUCACAUAGCACGGCCAUUUGACUCUGUUUUGUUUUCGGUACUAACACUAUUUAGAGUCUUUCACUUAUGUGGAUCGUUGCACAGUUUAACGAAUAGACUCUGCAAAUUAUUCAGCAAUUAUAUAAAUUAUGCGACUCAAGGUUCCACGAACAGUUCACAUGUGGUUAGCGUGUGGCUAUGAUAUUAAUUAGGGAAAA